This is a messenger RNA of Symbiodinium sp. CCMP2592, 3873 nucleotides long. The record is from the annotation of a GenBank genome assembly. NCBI's taxonomy places the organism in Eukaryota, Dinophyceae, Suessiales, Symbiodiniaceae.
AUGCAGAAGGUGACUACCUUGACAUCGCCAUCUUUGGUUGAUGCGGUUUCAGGAUGGUGUUACGAUCAUCUUGCAGCCGCAGGAGAGCAGAUCCGGUACCGGGAGUUUGCGACAAGACACAAAGCAAAGGCACAUAGAGUUCUCAUUGUUCCAGCAGCAGUAGGUCAGGAAGCUUUGGAGUUUCGCGGGAGGCAUGCCCGAAGUUUGAUCAGUCCUAAAUGCUUGACGUCGGCGCUCGGCAUCGUGGUGGAUUCUGUGAGGGCAGCUCCUGAGCCUGGGCGUGUUGCUGUUGCUGCAGGCAACAGCAACACAGGAGUUUCCCAGCGAGAGGAUGUUCCCGUGGACUUGCAUUUGUUCUAUGCAUGUGUAGCACAUCAUGUUCAAAACUUGCAAGACAUCCCCGACAUCAUACAGAUGGUGGGCGCCAUGCUGUUGCCCUCCAUGGGCUUGGAGCCGGCGAACGUGCCAGUUCCGAAAAGCAAAAAGACUUUUGCAAGGGACAUGAUCAAAUUGGAUUUGAUUCACACAUGGAGUAAUCGGAUCUUCAACAAGGCCGGGGAUCCACGGUGGCGGCGUGCCCGCUACCUGGGCAGCGACUCGUCGCCCCAAGGUGGCUACGAUUACUUCGCAGUUACUGAGGACGUUUUGGAAAGGAGUCCCGCCUUGGACUUCCUGACAGUUCGAUGCUUUUGGAGGUUUCACCUGGCACAGGCGAACGUUGAACAGGGUGCAGAAAACAUAGACAUGUAUCGGAGUGAAGUCAAAGGCUACUUGAGCGAUCAGGGAACGGAGAAGCAUCUGUUCGGUUUUCCGCAUGAGAAAAAUGCAACCCUGAACAGCCUUGCUCGCGGCCUGCUGUCCGGAGACGUGCAGCUGGAUGAGGUGGGCAACAUUGCUUUUGUGCACAAUGCUUACGGCAUUCCCGGAGUAAUGCACAUUCUUUUCAAUGCCCUUGAAUCAGCUCUCAAAACUUCCCCGUUGUGGGGCCCGUACGAGACGGAGCUGAGGGCUGUGGGCAGGGUUUUUUCGCAGAAGUCUUAUGUAGAUCUUGUGCUUCAAUUCACACCUGGCCUGUCAGCAGCAGACCAAGAGCUCAUACGUGGGCUGGAUGUUGCAGUGCUCGAUUGGAGAUGGGAAAGCAUCGAGUAUUGUGCAAAGUACUGGAAGCAAGUAGCCCCAAUCCUAACAGAGAAGUGGCAUGGCGGGUCUCUGGGAGCGUCCGAAAGGAAACUUGCCCAGGUGAUUCGUGCUGCUUUGGGCAGCACGAAGAACCGGGCAAUGACCUUGUGGACAAGCGUUCUCUCCGGAGCUGUGGGCCAAUGUUCAAGGUGGCUGGAAGGAUGUUUUUGCCAUGAGGGGGACAUAUCCUUCAGGCAAUCCCGUUCGAGAACGGCAAAGAGGCUGUUGGACCCUCAAACGGGUCCGUCAGCAACGGGGUCCUUGUGUGCGUGGAAAGGAAAGCGUCUGUGUGUGUUCGCCUGGGAUGGCCCUCAGAAGUUUUUGGACAUCAUUCGUGAGGUGAGUGUUAGUGAUUUGAACAAUGAGUUGCUGAAGUUUGACCAAGAUCUGGCAAAUGAGAUUCUGCGGACAGAUGGUCUAGUGCGACAGAACUUGGAAGCGGUCCUGCGAGACAAGUUCGCUUGGUGCCAGAAGCUGCCUUUCAAAGUAGCAGGUAUCUUUCGUUUGUGCGUAGAUAAGUCUUUGCCUGAGGUCAUAGGGUUCGCAAAGUCGUGUUUCCAGGAAUAUGCUGCAGCUGCCGAGGCCGGCGUCAGCAUAGAUCCUAUCAGUGUUUUCCUAUGCGGGAAACAAAGUGACGAAAGCCGUCAACUAUGGCAGUUUGCCCAGCAGGACAUCACUGGUGGUCGCACACUGAGGUCGCUGCGACAAUUUCCACGGGCGUUCGCGGAAAUCCAGGAGCGAGCGUGGUGCCCCAUGGCAGAGCGGUUCUUAGAGUCGCAACAUCGAGGCAUCAAGUGGGCUUUUCGCCGAGGCUUCACUAAGGCGAAGCCUGCCGUAACCUGUGCACGGCUUCGUCGGAAUCCGGUCCUGCAAAUGGUGACCAGCGACGGUGACCGAAGGUUGCAUGUGAUGCAGCAAUGGGCGAGGUGGCCGCUGAAGUCCGCUGAAGCCUUCAAGGCUGCUGCUGUAGCAGCCAUCACCAACCAAGCGGCGAGUGGGCCAGUCCUGAAGCCCGGCCACAGGCAGUGGGUGAGUUUUCUGAAGCAGCAGCUCAGCAACGGCACCCUAUGUUCCUUCCCCCGAAGUAUCUUCGAACUACUUUCAGCAGAUGAUGAGCCGGAGGAGGAGGGCAAGGAAGGUGAUGCUGCUGAAGAUGACCUAGAUGAUGACCUCCUGUCUGAGGCUCUUGGUGACGAAGAAUUCGGACUCCCGGACUUGGUCCCCGGAGGAACGGUUUACUGUCAGGUCAUCGAUGCCCGACCCGAAAAUCGUGCGUCUGUGAAACAGGGUCUCGCUGAGGACAAAGGCAGAAACGGGAUGCUGGUGCAGAUCUUCUCGGACUUUCGCCCGAUCACGAAUGUAGACGGUGUUUGCAAUCGUGUUGAGGUGUGUGGGUCUGGGUCGUCUGUGACUAUGCUGAAUCUGUCGCGAGCCUGCACACGUGACCUCGUGUUGUCGAUGUUUCAGCAGGUUUGUGUCUGGUCUGCUGAGUCUGCGGGCAUGCGGUUAGAGAUUCAGAGCGGGCCUGCCGGGCCUGAGGAAGACCUCUUCCCUGCCCUACCAGACAUCAAUGCAGGCGAUGAAUUGGUGGAUGAUGACAUGAAGCUGGAUGUUUUCGUGCAGCAAGUAGUAGAGAACUCCUUGGUAGCACAGGCAGACAUUUUGUCAGAGAGGCAGGCAGGCAAGGGGUUGUCAGUGGGCAGUGCCGCCGUUUCUCUCUCCCAAGAGGAGCGGCAGGUGGCGGAUGCCCUCGUGAAUGCCGGUGCUCUGGGGUCGACCGAGAUCUCUUUGUCUAGGCUGUCAGCAGAGCACAACGUGGUCGCCUUGGUGGCUCCGUUUUUGCUGCAGCCCAAAACCUUCUGGGUCGACCCGAGUCGACCCCUGCCUUUGAGCCAUGCAAGAGUGGAGCUCCUCAACAGGUCCCGAAAGAAGGGUACCAACAAACUUGAGUUUGUGAGGGCUCUUGUGCGAAGUGGAUGGCACUGGCUCAAUCCUGGGCAGGACACCCCUGAGCAGAUUUCAUCUGAUGAUGUUCCCGGGUGUUUGCCGAAGAAUGUGUUGACUCUUACCGAGUCGCAUCUGAAGGCUUUGUUCCUAGCACCAUGGAUUUUUCAGAAGCCGGGGAAGUUGCCACGAAUGUUUCACGAGCAGAAGCAGGCGUACUAUGAGUAUUUGCUGGCUGCUGCGGAUUUGAGUAGCAUCGCUCACAUGUCGCAGAGCGACAUCACAGCCUUUUUCAGCAAGGACAAAGCAGCCGGACGGCGAGUCCGGGGUCUUGCUCAGAGGCUGCGGGACGAAUCUGAUGUGAGUGGUGAUGAAGGUGAGCAGAGGCCUGUUUUAGAGGACCUUAAAGCCUUUGUAAUGUCGGAGGCCAUUGAGGCCAACGAGCCUUCGGCUUUGCAUCCCGACCUUCGCCAGGCCCCUGUGCAAUCCAGAGUUCCGGGCCUUGACUGUAAAAUUUACUUUGACAACUUCAGCCAUGAGUCGGGCAAGUUGCGGGCCUUCUGCCAGUGCCGGUAUCACCGUGACAAGAGAUGCAGGUUUUACUUGUUUGUGGAGCAUUUGGGCCGCUCAGAGACGGUGGCGAAGCUGCUGGCUUGGGCGAGUAUGGAAGCAGCCUCUGUAGAGGAACAUCUCAGGUUGCGGCCGACACAGGCCCAGAUUGAUUGCAUGCUGCACUUGCAGAGCAUCUAA